CAUUGGGUGUGUGCAUUGGGUGUGGGUGUAUGUGCGUACAGUGCGUGUGUGUACAUUGGAUGUGUGUGUCUGUAGUGAGGGGAGCAGCGUGCACGUGCAUACAGUGUGUGUAUAGGGGGGAUGGCCCUGGCCCCUUUCCCCCGUGCUUAAGGCUGGAGGUGACAAGCAAUGGGACGGCGAAGUGACAUCCAGGAUGCCUGUGUGUGCGUGUGUGCUUGUGUUCGUGUGCAUACGUGUACUUGUGUGUCUGAGAACAGGCCAGGCCCCUUCCCCUGGGGGCACAAGACUGGAGGUGACAAGUGAUGGGACAGUAGAGUGACAUCCAAGAUGCAUGCAUGUGUGUAUGUUUGCGUGUAGGCGUGUGUGCGCAGGCAUAUGUGCACCAGUGUGUGUGUGAGUGUGUGUGUGUCAAUGUGUGUGGCCCUGGGCCCCCUCCCUGGGGUGUGCGCACCUGGAGAUGACGAGCAAUGGGACUGAGAAGCAGCGACAGCCUGUCUGCAGGGGCCUCCCUCCUUGUGCGGCCAGGGAGCUUUCUCUGCCCGAUGGCCCCUUGGCUCUUUGAUCGGCCAAAGGAGGAAGGGCUGAAAAGGGAUGCAGAGGACUUGUGUAGCUCAAGGGUGUUCAUGGCUACUAAAAUCAGGCAGGCCAGGGAUGGUUGGUCAGGUCUGGUUGUUGAAGCACUGGUGGUGGGUGUGAUGCCAGGUGCAGGUGAGAGCAGGACCCCAACUCCAAGGAGUUCAUGACAUAAGAUGGACAGUACUUGGUGUACCUGAGACGGGUGGUUGCAUUUUUAGUGGUACAGGAUGGCCUCAGUAGACUACCCGACAAGAGGAUGCAAUGCCUGAGAUCCAAGCCCAAAGCUGUUCAAUCCAUGAUUGGGGGGUAUCUUUUCACAUGAGCAUGGUAGUUCAUGACUUCAUGCAUAAAGCUUCGGAGUAUAAGUAGCAUCUCUAAUAUUCUCCGAGAUCCUCAAAGAGAGGCAAAGAUUUAUGAGCCGUUUGGUCUAUUAAAUUGUCUUUUCUCCGUUCCUGUCAUUGAUUCCCACUUCUUUAAUACAUUGACAUUGCAGGCCUUUCCUCCCUUGACAGGAGGGAAUUGUGGUUUAUCAGGGUUGCAGUAAACUAUUGCGGAGCAGAGAUGACAGGAAAAUAAGGUCUAAUUCUCCUGUCUACAGCCCACCUAGAAACAAAACUAAACUUAACUCGGGGGGAAUAUUGUAGGCGGGAGCUGAGAAGAGGGUGGGAAAAAUCAAAUGGAUUGGGGAAAAAAAGGAGUCUGGUUUGUGAUAGUCCAUUCUCUCUUUCUUCAGGGGAAAGAGAAAUGGUGAGCCUGGGGCCUGAGAGAGACUGAGAAGGAAACAAAUGUCACCAGUGGCUUUCUGCUCUACAUGCUCUUUCCCAGGGACAACAGAAACCUGAGGGGAUGUUUAAAGGAUAAGUGCCAAACACCAAAAUGAGUGUCACUUCGUGGUUCCUGGUGAGCAGCACUGGCAUUCGCCACCGCCUCCCGCGGGAGAUGAUAUUUGUCGGCAGAGAUGAAUGUGAACUAAUGCUCCAGUCCCGCAGUGUGGAUAAGCAGCAUGCAGUUAUCAACUAUGACAAGGAAAAAGAUGAGCACUGGGUGAAGGAUCUUGGAAGCUUAAACGGGACAUUCGUGAACGACGUGCGGAUUCCUGACCAGAAGUACAUCACGUUAAAACUGAAUGACGUGAUUCGCUUUGGCUACGAUUCGAACAUGUAUGUCCUGGAACAUAUUCAACACAAAGUCCCCGAGGAAGCAUUAAAGCAUGAGAAGUACACUAGCCAACUCCAGAUGAAUUUCAAGGGCACUGCAAUAAAAAGGGUGGAGCAGUCGAUGGAACAUGGUGGUUAUAACGAAUCUACACAAGCAAAACUGGAGAAAGGAGAGAGGAAAGCAAUUACAGAAACUGCCCCUUACCGCACCCCGCUCUAUGGUCAGCCAUCCUGGUGGGGAGAGGACGAUGCAAACAACAAGCUAGAGAGACAGGAGGACAGAAGGCAGGAGGAACAUUACUCGGAAAGAACAAAGGAGAUGCCCCAACAUGAAGAAGAGCUCAACGGUAACAUUAAUGCUUAUAGAGACUCCCAGGAACAGUCGGUAUAUGCAUUCCGACGAGAACCCAGUUACUUUGAAAUCCCCACUAAAGAAUUUCAGCAGCUGGCCAAAUCUCCUGAAACGCAGGUCCAUGAGAUCCCAACCAAGGACGUUGACUCAGUAGUUCCACCUGUUGUGCAAAGCCAUGCCUCUUUUACCAUUGAAUUUGAUGACGGUACACCUGGUAAAAUAAAGAUAAAAGAUCACGUUACUAAAUUUUCACUCAGACAAAGAAGACCCUUUAGUAAGGAACCUGCCCACACGGAGAUGAUCUCAGCGGAGAGCAAAGUGGCUGAUUGGCUGGUACAGAAUGAUCCAAGUUUAAUGAGAAGACAGUCUCCGGGAGAUGACGUGUACAGUACGAAGAGUGAUCUGCCCAUUCAUGUGAGGACGCUUAAAGGCAACAGACAUGAAGACGGGACACAAAGUGAUUCUGAAGACCCAGUUGCCCCCAAAGCCGAGAAGGAAACUGCUGGCAGCGACCGCACAGCUGAGCAAGCCAGACUUCAGCGUCAAAUUCGACGUGAUCCUCACGAGAUGCUUCACAACAAGCAGGCCUUUGUCAUCGAGUUCUUCGACGAUGACACACCUCGGAAAAAGAGGUCGCAGUCUUUCACGCAUAGUGCUCACUCUUCCCAGAGCGACACCGACCAGGGGCUGAAGGCUAAGGUCGAAAAGCGCAAAACUGUCCCUGCUGAGAAGCUAGGGGGCACGGUGCCCCCUCCUCAUGUGGUUACCCAGGCGAACAAGACACCCAGCACCCCUUCUGGGCCCACUCAGAGAACUGGCUACUUUAAGAGAGAGAAGACGGAGGAUCGGAUCAGCAGUUCAUCCUCCUCCACUUUGAGGACAUCUGCCAAGACAUAUGGCAGCGUUGGAAGGAAGUCUAAACUUGCUCAGGAUUUUGCUGCCGAAUAUCUGAGAGAGACCUCGCAAGCAGCAAAGUCAAGCAUGGAGAAGCCAGCCUCUGCACCAAUGGUAGUGGCUCCACGGGUCGUCAUUUCAUCAGCGCCAGAAACUGGUUCUGUGCCACCCACUGAUUCGAAGCUGGCCCAAAUAAGGAAGAAUGACGAGGAAGACAGCUUGAGCGAAACGGGCACCUACACCAUUGAGACAGAGUCACAGGACAAAGAAGUAGAAGAAGCCAGAAAAAUGAUAGAUCAGGUAUUUGGUGUGCUGGAGUCUCCUGAACUUUCCAGAAUCUCUUCAGCCUUUCGACCUAUUAUCAAGGGCGAAAAAGAAGAAACGGUCUCUCACCAGCAUCUAAUCAGUGAAAAUGGCACAAGUCAGAAAGCACCUCUGUUCCAGGCAUUCCCUUCAAAAAACACUAAUGGGUCCUCAGGCGAGAUGCAGAUGUCUUCAGCAUCCCAAGGCAGUCAAAAAUGGGUCUCUAGGUGGGCAAGUCUUGCUGACAGCUACUCAGAGCCAGGAUCUGCUCCUGCGCUGGGAGAAGGUGGUCAAGAAAGUGUCCCAGCUCGUGGACCAGGGGAGCCAGAAAUCAUGGUGCCUUCAAGGACAAGAAGGCUUCUUCCCCAGCUCCCUCCAAGUGAUAAAUGCGACAGUCCCACACCCACAGUUUUAAUUUGCCAAGACUCCUAUCCUGAAGUGUCAAAGCGGAACGUCAUAAAGAAUCACACUACAGAGGCCUACAUGGAUCCCAGCAGCCGACUGUUCAUCCAAGAAGACUUGGAUCCCGAUAGUCUUAGUGAUGCCAGCAAAUCUGAUGAUGGCUUUGGCUUAGAAAAAGGCAGGAAGUACAAAGAGAACAGCAACAUGCCUGAGCAAGAACGGCAGAGAGGGGAGGAGGGAAAACCUGAGAGCUGGCAGCCAGCAGCUCCACGGGGUUCAAGUAUCAGAGCCGUAAGUGAGACGGCAUCUACUUCCUUCUACAUUGGCGAUGAAGCAGAUGAGAUAGGAGUUCCCUCCAAGAUCACCCUGAGCACAUCUCAUUUUCGAGCAGACAAAGACUACAAAGAUCAAGUGUUUCCCUUCAAGGCAGCCAGCAUGGUUGUUUCUGGAAAGCCACUGGUCAAAGAUGUGAAUGCCUACAUCAGUGCAGCAGGGAAAAUAGUUGUACCCGCUCAUCAGAGUCUUCCUCAAGAGCAAGAAAACUUGGCCCCAAAGGAAAUGUCAUCCUUCGUUAGGCAGGAAAGUUUUACCAAAGAUAAAUCAAGCAGUGUUGUUCCUCAAAACAAACUCCCACAUAUUUCAAGUCAUCCCUUGCUUAAAGAUUUAGAUUCUACCCGGUCAAACCGUAUGGACUUCAAUCAGGACACCCAUCUUAUCCUCAAAGAUACUGAAACUGCUUUGGCAGCUCUAGAAGCCAAAAUACUUUGUCAAAGCCAACAGUUAGAGCCUUCAGAAGUUGUUUCUGGGCAACUUGAAGACUCCUUAUCUGGGGACUCUGAUGUGGACACAGCGAGCACUGUCAGCUUGGUCAGUGGAAAAAAUGUCCCAGUCACUGUCCCAAAACUUAAUGCUGUCACCAGCUUGCAGAAAGAAAAAUCUUCCUCUGCACCAUCCAUGCAAGACCAGGGCAUCCAACCUACCGCUCGCGAGAGGUUAUCGGAAAAGCGCAAGACACUUCCUCCUGAGACGGGAAGCCGAUCUGAAACGACCAAGCGUUUCCAAAUGAAACGUAGCUCUGGGACACGUGGGUCUCUGGAUUUUACAGAUGAUGAGAGGAGCUCUAGUCUUCCUUAUUUGCCAGUUACUGAAACAGCAUCCUCUGAUCAAGAGCAUUCUGUGGCCAGGCCUACAUCCAGGAGGAAACCUUUUACUCAGACUGUAAAAGAGGAGCAUAGCAAAGCAACAGCACAGAAGAUCCAGCAGGUUCUCACCAGGUCCAACAGUUUGUCGACCCCACGGCCCACCAGAGCCUCAAAGCUCCGCCGUGCCCGGUUGGGAGAUGCAUCGGAUAAUGAAUGUGUUGAUAUGGAGAAAACAGCCUCUGGGGUGGAAACCACAAGCUCAUCUUCUAAGCAAUCCACAGAGGCUAAGAAACUGUCCAGGCUAGACAUCCUCGCCAUGCCAAGGAAACGGGCAGGUUCAUUUACAGUGCCAAGUGACUCUGAAACAACACAAUCAAGAACAGGUUUUUCUGGGCGCAACACGGAGCCAUAUCGGAAGCCAGUGGCGUCUGAGGUUAGAACUGCAGCUAGAAAAACUGCAUCAGCUGCUUCUACCAAGCAGCCUUUCAGUAGAACUCGUUCUAGCAGUGUCAGAUAUUCAUCCUCUUCCACUUCAAGGAGGAGACUGCAGGGCUCAGAUUACACUUCUACUUCCGAGGAGGAGUAUGGCUCAAACCACAGCUCCCCUAAACACAAACGCUCCCAUACUUCAACAGCUACCCAGACGCCGCGGACACGUGGUUCUGGGCUAAGCCGACAGAAGCAGAAUGGGAGAGAAACGGAUGAUGAUGAAGACUUUGAUGAAGCUGACCCCUACAAUUUCAUUGCACAAACAGCAGAGAUAGCGGAAAUCGCCAGAUUAAGCCAAACCUUGGUGAAAGAUGUAGCCAUCCUUGCUAGAGAGAUUCAUGAUGUCGCUGGAGACGGGGAUUCUCAGAGCUCUUCAGGAACUGGACCAAGUACCUCCCACAGUUCGGUGCCCAACACCCCUGCUUCCACCAUAUCAGCGAGGGAAGAGAUUGCUCGUAGAUCUUUACGGCCGGCAUAUCCAUUUCAGCUGGUGCAGCACAUUCCAGAAGCAAGUCUGAACUACCAGAAGGUUCCUCCGGGGUCAAUGGAACUCAAGGAUUUUGAUCAAAACAUGAAUGAUAACAGAGAAGAGGAUCCUUCAAGGAAAACAAGGACGAGAAAUCGAGAGGAGGUCAUCUUUGACAACCUCAUGUUGAACCCAGUGUCGCAAUUAUCCCAUACAAUCCGUGAAAAUACAGAAAACCUGGCCGAAAAAAUGAAAAUUCUCUUUCAGAACUCUGAAAGGACUUGGGAGGAGAUGGAGGCCAAAAUUAACUCUGAAAAUGAAGUGCCAAUUUUAAAGACCUCAAACAAGGAAAUCAGUUCUAUUCUAAAGGAGUUAAGGAGAGUUCAGAAACAACUUGAAGUUAUAAAUGCAGUCAUUGACCCCACUGGGAACUUGGACGUGGUUGCAAAUAACAAAGCAUCCUCUGCUGCUAAACAAUCUAGUGCUCCUCUAGGCAGGACUGUUAACAUGGCUGGGUCCACGCUGGAGACUUUGUCCCCAGUUCAGAUUAGAAACUACACUCAGAAAUCGAACUGUGGAUCUUCUAGCUUGCAGGAUUCUAACUUCAUUUCAGAUGGAAAGAAAUAUGUGAUCUGACACACUAUUUUGUAUUGCAGUCCUAUUGUAAUUUACUGUGGCGUUAGUAUUGUGUACGAGUGGUUGUGGACAGUUUUUGUGUGGAGCAGUUGUUUAGAUUGCUAACACGUUGCACAAAAAAAAAAGAUCUAUGCUGUGUGGGUGAAUGGCAAGUCUGUGUAUGCCUUUUAAUCAAGACUAGCACUGUGGAGCAGCACAUAUUCAGCAUAGAGGCAAGCUAUGAUUUUGAGAAAGCAACUCACUUCAAUUCUUCUGACGUGCCAUAAAAAUAACAGGCUUUGUAUAUCCUCCAUUCACUACUGCUGAAGCUCUAAAGUGUUCUUGCAUUAGCCUGUUUAUAGCUUUGUUUCUGAUCAGUUAUAAUGAAGCUCUUUGAAAAAUAUAUAUACCUUUUUUGGUCAACACUACAUUUUUUUAAUUGAAACAUGGCGCAUUACAGUUCUGUAGGAAUCAACUUGCAUAUCUUGCUGUGUGAUGAUGCAGUACAGUUGGUUUCUGAUUUGCUUGUAUGGAAAAUGUUUUCGGUGUUUUUGCAAAAAGAAAAAAAAAGAAAAAGGAACCAUUUUGAACACAUCUGCAUCAUGCUUUUUAUCCAAAAAAGAUGGUGGUGGUUUGGUUUUGUUUUGUGCAUUGGGAAGGUGUAAGAUUAAGUAUGAUGUUAUGGAUGCAAAACGAUUAAUGCAAUUAAAAUUUCUGAACAUACUUCAGGCACAAAGCUUCAGGUAUACAGAUGUAGAUAUAAGAAGGUCAGUUUUUACAGUUAAGCUUGCCAGAGUCUCAUUUUUCCAGUACAACUGUGUUGUAUUAUGGCAUUUUUUUGAAAAAGUAAAAACAAAAAAUAAAGUGGGGAAUCUUGCAUACUGAGCUGCCAUCACUCGGAAAUGAGCUAAAGAGCAAGCUGUCUGUGAUCACCCAGUUACUAAGAAAAAUAUCUGUUCUGAUGGCUCAUGUAAUAAACGUAAUCACAUAAUGGCUGUGAAUAAAGUGUUCACACUACAGCACUCCAAAAUAAUGGCUUAAAUAUAGCUCUGCCUUUAUUACUAGUGCUGUCAUAAGACUUUUGUCUCCAGAUAUGCAUGAAUACACUUAAUUUUGUUGUAUUCUUGAGAACCUAUUCAACAGUGUAAAGCAGCAGGUAUUACAGUGUGGCAUGGGUCUGUCUUUUUUUUUUUUUUUAGGAUUAUUUUGCAGCAGCACUGAGCAGUAUAUCAUAAAAAAUGCUUUUUAUACCAAUCUGUCAGUUGAAUUCUGAAGUUCUAAAUGGUUAAAAGUUUGGUUAUAAUGGUUAAAGGGGGCUUUAUUUGAUUUUGGUGGGUUUUUUUGGUGGAGGGGGACUUUUGGCAAAUUACUUUUUUUUUUUUUUUCUUUUUGCUUCCAAUUUGAAAACUGGAAUCUGGAUCUAUUACAUUAAUUCUUCUAUUCUGAUUGAUAAACAGCAACAAAAUUGGGUUAAAAAAAAUCUGUCCACAUAGUUGUGGAAAGCACAUUUACUGAAGAAGGUAAGCAGGCUAAAAUCUAUUAUGCCCUCACUCAGUAUAUUUUUACCAGUGGAAAUAGCUUCCCCAGUUUAAUUGCUUUUGUGUAUUGGUGGGGGUGGGGCAAGACAGGGUGGGCCAGCUGGAUAGAUUAGUUAACUGAGCUUUUUCUGCUAAAAAUUUGUUUAAAAAAAAAAAAAAAAAUUAAAAAUAAAUACAAUAUGCAGGGAAGCUCAUAUGAUGAAUAUCAGCAAAGGGCGCGAUUCUGUUCCCAGUGAAGCCAGUUGGAGUAUUCCACUCAUUUUAGCAGAAGCGGAUUCAGUCCAUUCUAGUGUCCUCUUCAAGUGCUGACUGAGGGUAAAAAGCACGGUUCGGUGACCAAGCGAUCUAACAGAGGGCACAGCUUGUCCGCUAGGCUAGGGAUUCGGAUAAGUAUGCUGGUCUUCAGAAGGAGGAGGAUGAAGUAAAUCAUACUUGACAGAAUAACAAAGAAUUUGGCCUGCAUGCAUCUCCCUGACUUCCUGCUAUGUGGUUGCUGUCUUUUCAUUCUGAUGUCUCCUUCUGAAAUACUUGGCUGUGUCUUUGGUUAAUUGUAUAAGUGCUGGUAUGGCUCUUAACACAUGGGAUCCAUUAGUUUUCAAGGCCUUCUCAGUUUGGUUCUCAGUCAGGAAGGUGCUAACUCCAGCUUAUUGUGAAUUGAAGGAUCUUAGCAGCUCAAGGGAUCAUUAGUUUCACUUCUGCUCUAGACAGAUAAUUGCUUUUUCACUCAUCAACAUCUAGUUUUAUUUGCUUUUACUUUCUGUCACACUGAUCCCAUGUUGAUGGCUCUGCUCUGGUGGUUUUGUUUCUUGACAGAUUAUUUUUUAUAGAACAAUCACUUCUGUUUAGUUUCGCUUGAAACUUAUCAGUUUCUCCUUUCCUGGCUUAGAGGUACUCAGCUAUUAUUGCUCUUUGCUCUGUUUUUGAGGUACUCUACCAGCAUCUUCAUGCCAAGUGGGUAGACGCAUACAACAUGAUACCUUUUAAAAUGAGUGGCAAUAACGAUG
Molecule: messenger RNA, 8938 nt
Organism: Alligator sinensis (Chinese alligator)
Lineage: Eukaryota; Metazoa; Chordata; Crocodylia; Alligatoridae
Gene: CEP170B
Product: centrosomal protein 170B
Exons: 20
Coding region: 1453-6417 (1654 amino acids)
Molecular function (GO): protein binding
Source: RefSeq, a predicted model, not a curated record